Molecule: messenger RNA, 1035 nt
Organism: Colletotrichum truncatum
Lineage: Eukaryota; Fungi; Ascomycota; Sordariomycetes; Glomerellales; Glomerellaceae
Product: zinc-binding oxidoreductase
Cellular component (GO): mitochondrion
Molecular function (GO): oxidoreductase activity
Source: RefSeq, a predicted model, not a curated record
AUGGGAGAGACAAUGAGGACCUGGCAAUACUCGACCGUCGAUGGCAAACUCGAAAAGUGCCUGACAUUGAAGGAAGACGCGCCUAUUCCAAACAAACUUGACCUCCUCCAGGACGAACUCAUUGUCGAAAUCAUCACCGCAGCACUUAACCCUGCUGAUUAUAAGGUCCCUGAAACGGCCGUCAUUGGCCGUUUAAUGAUAUCGCUCCCGGCAACCCCAGGCAUGGACUUUUGUGGCCGCGUCGUCAGCAAGCACCCAUCAAACACAGCGUUCGAAGAAGGACAACUUAUUUUUGGUGGCUUCCCCGGUGUAAGCCAAAAGGGCGUUCUAGGACAAUUCAUCACCAUCUCCUGCAAAAACUGUGCGCCUUUGCCGAGAGGAAUCGACCCUGACCAUGCUGCCGCGGUAGGAACGGCAGCAACCACCGCAUACCAGUCUCUCAUGCCCGAGAAACUGAAGCCUGGAGCCAAGGUAUUCAUCAAUGGCGGAAGCGGUGGCACAGGGAUCUGGUGCAUUCAGAUUGCCAAGGUGUUGGGAGCCGAAGUCGUCACGACUUGCUCUACGGCGAACGUUGAUUUGUGCAAGCAACUUGGUGCUGAUGAAGUUAUCGACUAUAAGAAGGAAGAUGUCGUCGCCAAUUUGAAGAAACGAGGUAAGAUAUUUGAUCUCGUCAUCGAUAAUGUAGGCGACAGCAACGAGCUGUACGACAAUUCCGACGACUAUCUGAAACUUACUGGUACAUUCGUCUUGGUCGGGGUGGGCCAGAACAUGUCACUUUUUGGCAUUAUCUCAACUUUGAUCAAACUAGUUCGAUCGACAAUUUUUGGUUCUGGACGAUUCUACUUCGUUCAAAUGAAGAAUACAACAGACAUUUUCAGUCUCAUUGGUGACUGGAUGGCGGAGGGAAAGGCCAGAGCAGUUAUCGACUCCACCUUUUCGUUCGAGGAUGUCCCGGCGGCUUUUGAGAAGUUGAGGGAAGGACGCGCGAAAGGCAAGAUCAUUGUGCAUGUCGAAAGGCAUCCCACGGGAAAAUGA